Hypomesus transpacificus is the source of this 2022-nucleotide messenger RNA. RefSeq lists its product as uncharacterized. Lineage: Eukaryota; Metazoa; Chordata; Actinopteri; Osmeriformes; Osmeridae. The record is from RefSeq and is a predicted model, not a curated record. Bases 1068 to 1805 code for a protein of 245 amino acids. The transcript is spliced from 4 exons.
AAAACUCUGCAGGAUGGGUUAAUGAUCCCCAAAUUUAUCAUCUGGAGAUGAAGAAAAUGUUCUUGGUAAUAAGAAGGGUCAGUGGCAGUCUAUUAAUCAAGCGAUAUUACACCAACUAACGUAGCUAGCAUAGAGCUAGCUAAUGCUAGCAUCUAAUGUUAGCUGUCCAGAAUAACGUUAUGCUGAAAUUUUAAAUUACAUGUUUUAAUCCAGCAAGCUGACCUGUAUUUUUUUAACUUUUACUCAAAUGUGCAGGUGAAGCAUUCACAAAGCCUCAGUGUAACCCCUACACACCCCUGGGUCCCAGUACAGGAAGAUGGGACUGUUCUCAUGGCUCAUUGCAAUUGUAAGGCAGGGUUAGGGGAGGUAUGCUCUCAUGCUUCAGCUCUACUCUAUUGUGUGUUGGCUGCGGUUGAUAUCAGGGAUGGGCAGGCUUGCACCCAGAAGCCCUGUGCAUGGGCCCAGCCGAGUAUGGAGUCUAUCCGAGAUGUCCAAUGUGCAGAGAUCCGCAACAUCAAUUUCAGUCACAAACAAGAGGUCUGUCAUGUUCAACACCCUGGUUUUCCUGAUACAAGACCAUCAGAUUAAGAGUGCAGGAUGUUUUUGAGAUGCUUCAUCACAGUGAAAUGCAAGAGUCAAACCCAAAGAAAAGUGCCAUCCUUUCUGUCAUUGAGGGCCACUCCCACAGGUACACAGUAGUGGUGGGAAGUUCGGAUCAUUUUACUGACUUUGAGUCUCGUAAAAUAAUGCAUCGUGAGUUUGUAUGAUUUGAAAUGGUCAUAAACUAUCACACUAGCACUCACAGCAUACAAUUACACUGAACUGUACACACCAAAGGUGAUGCAGCUGGACUUGCCCACUCCUCUAUCAACCCUAUAUUCAAGCACUUGCCUAGAGAUGGACAUGCCCACACUACUUGUUGAGAGUACCAAAGCCUUUGAAAACCUACAUCUGACAUAGCAACAGUGUUUGGUAGUUGAGGAGGAGACCAGGGCAGGAAGAGUCACAGCAUCAGUAUUCAGCGAGGCAGCCAAAGCAAACAGACCUUUGUCUUUGAUCAAAAGGAUAUGCUAUCCACGCUCAUCUCAGUUUUCCACCGAGGCAACAAGAUGAAAAGAAAAGAAAAAGCGAGGGAAAACUAUCGAGCUGUGAUGCAAGAUCACCAAGAAUUCCAGGUUAAAGCUUCAGGGUUUAUCAUCAACCCAGACCUCCCCUGGAUUGGAGCAUCACCUGAUGGCAUGGUAACAUGCACUUGUCACGCUGAUGGCGUUCUGGAGAUCAAAUGCCCAUACAACAGCAGGUACUGCUCACUCACUAAAAGCUGUGAGGAUCCAUCGUUCUGUUUAGGCAUAGGAGAGGAUGGGACAAUGGCACUUAAAACUGGCCACAAGUUCAUGUACCAAGUGCAAGCUCAAAUGCAUGUUGCCGCAGUGAGUUACUGUGAUCUUGUGGUAUGGACCCCGCAGGAGUUUUUCCUCCAGCGGAUCCAGUAUGAUCCUGUUUUCUUCCACAAUGCCUACCUCAAAGUGGUUGAAUUAAUCAAGACCGGAGUACUACCAGAGCUGCUGGGGAAAUGGUAUACAGCACCACGGCAUACUCCCACAGACGCGGCAACCACAGAACAUCCACCUGAACUUGGAUGCUACUGUGGUAAACCUGGUGACACAAAUGACAUCACCUGCACGUCUGGACAGUGUAUGCGGAAGUACUUUCACAGGUCUUGCCUUAAAUUGAUCAGGGUACCAAAGACAUGGAAAUGUGUGGAAUGCAGAAAAAGUGUAGUUAUGCUUUAUUUUUUUAUUUAAAAAUGUACGCUCAAGAGCAUUUAAAGAGCAGCAACAGACAAAAGCAUAUUUAUGGCCUAGUUUUUAUUUAGGUAAAAUAUAUUAUCAUCAUUGAUACAUGUUUGUUUUCUUUUCUUUAUUGAGCUAUGAAAUAAACUGUUAUGCAUUUGGUUAUGUUAUUAUUUUGCUUUGUUUUGAGUUCCACUUUUUAUAUUUUGUUUUUGCAGAACUGUCAAAA